Molecule: messenger RNA, 1769 nt
Organism: Phyllotreta striolata
Lineage: Eukaryota; Metazoa; Arthropoda; Insecta; Coleoptera; Chrysomelidae
Source: the annotation of a GenBank genome assembly
CAGCGAAGAAGACCCGUCUAGUAAUCGACGUGAUAUGAUAGAAAUCGUACGUUAUCCGCGCGUUGUCGAGACAUGUAUGGCGAUGAAUUUACGCAAAAAAGCAAGCGGAUUAUUUGCGGCAACGACGACGAGUCCUCGGGGGGCGGCAGGUUGCAGCGGCGCGGGCGCCGCGGCCUCUCCAACGGAGGGUGCCCGCCAGGGGAGCCCCAGGGGGGCGCCGAAGGGCCGACGCCGGGGCGGGACGAGCUGGAGGGGCCGGGCGCAGCUGAGGAUGACGCUGUUCACCUCGAGAGACGGGUGGGACUCGUCAGUGGGGUGGCUCUAAUUGUGGGCACGAUGAUAGGAUCUGGAAUUUUCGUCUCUCCGUCUGGACUACUGGAAAGGACUGGAUCAAUCGGGAUGAGUUUCGUCAUAUGGAUGGCCUGUGGAUUGUUAUCCUUGUUAGGAGCCCUAGCGUACGCCGAACUGGGCACGAUGAUCACCUCAUCGGGCGCCGAGUACGCUUACUUCAUGGACGCCUUCGGCGCCCCGCCAGCAUUCCUCUUCUCCUGGGCGAGCACCCUCGUCCUCAAGCCCUCCCAGAUGGCCAUCAUCUGCUUGAGCUUCGGCCAGUACGCGGUCGAGGCCUUCGUGAGGGAGUGCGAGCCGCCCGUCUCGGUGGUCAAGAUGGUGGCCCUGCUCGCUUUAGUGGUCAUUCUCUACGUGAAUUGCUACAGCGUGAAUUUGGCUACGAGCGUGCAGAAUGUGUUCACAGCGGCCAAAUUGGUGGCAGUCUUGAUCGUGGUGUUGGGGGGAGCGUACAAAAUGAUAGAAGGCAACACCCAGCAUUUAAUCGACCCGUUCAAAAACACCAAAUACUCGAUCGGCAACAUAGCCACCGCUUUCUACACCGGUCUUUGGGCCUACGACGGAUGGAACAAUUUGAACUACGUCACGGAGGAGAUCAAAAACCCCUCUAGAAACCUGCCGCGCAGCAUCGUCAUCGGCAUCCCGCUGGUGACCGUCUGCUACGCCCUCAUCAACAUCAGCUACCUGACGGUGAUGUCGCCCAUGGAGAUGAUGACCAGCGAGGCGGUGGCCGUCACCUUCGGCGAUCGCGUGCUCGGCACCGUCGCCUGGCUGAUGCCGCUCUCGGUCACCAUCUCCACCUUCGGCUCCGCCAACGGCACGCUCUUCGCCGCCGGAAGGUUGUGCUUCGCCGCCUCCAGGGAGGGCCAUCUGCUGGACAUCUUGUCGUACGUGCACGUGCGGCGGUACACGCCGUCGCCGGGGUUGAUUUUCCACUCGCUGAUCGCCGGAGCAAUGGUUAUGUACGGCACGAUCGAUUCUUUGAUCGAUUUUUUCAGCUUCACGGCGUGGAUUUUCUACGGCGGGGCCAUGGUGGCUCUGAUCGUGAUGAGGAGAACGAAACCCAACAGUCCCAGGCCCUAUAAGGUGCCCAUAAUCAUUCCAUACCUGGUGUUAGUGAUCUCUGUGUACCUGAUAAUAGGCCCCAUCGUGGACAAGCCCACUAUCGAGUAUCUCUACGCAACGCUUUUCAUUCUUGGAGGGAUGGUGUUUUAUGUUCCCUUCGUGCAUUAUAAGUUGAGGAUACCAUUUAUGGAUGGAGUGACAGUUUUCCUGCAAAUGUUUCUGGAAGUUGCUCCAACUUCGACUAUACUGGAGUGAAAAGUGAAGUAGGAAAAUUCGGGGAAAAUUUUUUGAAAAAAUAAAUAUAUCUUAAUUGAAAUUGUUAUUUUUAAAGAUGUGAAAUUAAAGUUUUGACAAAU